Molecule: messenger RNA, 2458 nt
Organism: Bactrocera neohumeralis
Lineage: Eukaryota; Metazoa; Arthropoda; Insecta; Diptera; Tephritidae
Product: piggyBac transposable element-derived protein 3-like
Exons: 2
Coding region: 606-2318 (570 amino acids)
Molecular function (GO): sequence-specific DNA binding
Source: RefSeq, a predicted model, not a curated record
UCCCAGCGCCCCAUUUUAAAAACGCUUAGUUUAUUUUAGUUAUUAAAAAACGUAAUUGUCUAUUACCACAAAAUCCUUUAGCUACAUAUUUUUAGAUUGUGCGGCAACACUAUCAUGUGUUUUGUUUUCACCAUAACCUCACUUUGUUUUUCAAACGUGUGAAAGAAAUUUGGUGUUUUGUACAAUUUGCGAUGUCGCGAAAUAAUAAGUAAGUUUAUGUUGUUAUAUCUUCAAGUUGUGAUAUUUUUGUGUUAAAGUUUAUAAAUUUAUCUUUGUUGAGUGGAAAAGUAAAGUCAAAAGUGGUUUUUAUUGGUUCUGUGAAGUUUUGUAAGAGAUAUUUUGUGACGCCCCAUUUUUGGGGCGCUGAGCACAUAUGCCCACAUGUUUUUUCAUAAACUUUUUGUUCACAUUUGUUAAUUUUCAGUAAAUAUAUGACACAUUUUUUCUUUCCGAUUUCUUUUUUUUUCUGCUUUUUUUAUAUUUUACGGAAAUUCCAUAACUGAAACUCACUAUUCAGGUUAACUGUUGCUGACAUAGUCGAUAUUUUGGAGUAUGAAGAAGAUAUUAUAAAUGCUUCUGUUUACAUUUGCCCUCCUGAAAAUCACAUGCUAAGUGAUGGUGACAGUGACGAAGACGACGCCGAAGCAGGAAACUUUAAUCAUCUCUCUGGAAAUCAGCUACGAGCUGAAGGGCAAUUGCAAAUAGUUAGACAAGGUGGUGGUGGAUUGAGGCAUGAAUUUGUUGGGCGGGAAAAUCAGUCUGAUUCGGACGACAGUGAUGACAAUGUUUCUUUAUCUGAACUAAAAAUUGGGAAUCAAGCUCAAGUGAGAAAAUCAAAGAAAAAACCUCUGCCAUAUAGAGAGUGGGAGAACAAGGAUCUUCCAACGUAUGAGAGGCAAACUUGGACUGAACCUGACUUUCUCAACGACUCUCGGAGCCCUGUAGAGUGGUUUGAACUAUUUUAUGAUGACGAGUUAGUAGAAUUGAUAGUACUUAACUCGAAAAAGUAUGCCGUUUACGAGGGGAACGACCAGUUUGACGUAACGCGAGAAGAAAUGCGUCUUGUAAUUGCUAUAUUUUUGUUGAGUGGCUAUUGUUCCUAUGCAAGACAGCGAAUGUUUUGGGACACAGGUGCUGAUACAUAUCACCCUGGCGUUGCCAACUCUAUGACAAGAUUUCGGUUCGAGCAAAUUUUGAAAUAUAUGCACGUAAGCGACAAUACAUUAUUAGAUCAGGGAGAUAAGUUUACAAAGGUUCGCCCAUUGUGGAAUAAACUUAACGCAAGUUGGAUGAGAUAUUUUCCGCGCUUUACGAAUGUAAGUAUAGAUGAAUCCAUGGUACCGUAUUACGGCCACCAUAGCACAAAACAACAUAUCCAUGGAAAACCAAUCCGAUUUGGUUAUAAGAUUUGGUGCAUGGCAACUCGCCUAGGAUAUUUGAUUCAAGCUGAACCUUAUCAAGGAGCCUCCACCGGUAAUACUAAUCCCGAGCUAGGAGUUGGUGGGUCCGUUGUUACGAAUUUGCUGUCUAAACUACCAAAUGGGUUCAAAGUCCACGUCUACAUCGAUAAUUUUUUCACGUCACUUCGUUUGCUAACAGCACUGAAGGAAUCUGGACAUCAGGGAACUGGCACUAUUCGAUCAAAUCGCGUCGAAAAAGCACCUUUGGAGUCACUUCAAAGCAUAAAAUCCAAACCGAGGGGUAGCUAUCAUCAGAUUACUGAUAAGAAAUCAGGUAUUACGCUGGUUCGCUAUAAUGACAACAACGUAGUUACUUUGGCCUCCUCUGCCGAAGGAGUACUACCUCUGGGAUCGGCUCAACGAUGGUCAAGCAGUCAAAAGAAAAAGAUAGGUAUUCCACAACCAUUAUGUAUCCAGCAGUACAAUAGAUAUAUGGGCGGUACUGACCGACUAGAUCAGAAUGUGGGAUGUUAUCGAAUCAGUAUCAAUCGUAAAAAGUGGUACUGGCAGUUGAUGAUGUGGCCUUUGAACGUAUCCGUGAACAAUGCGUUUCAACUUUAUAAACUGUCUCCAGAUGGUCAAGAAAAUCGUUCAUUAGACUAUCUUGCAUUUAUUAGAGUAAUAACUACUACAUAUCUUGGAAAAUACUCCCUUCCACGUACAAUGGGUCGCCCCUUGAAGCCUCGUUGCAAAAGACGUAGAGUUCCAGACGGGGUUCGCCUUGAUGGUCAAGGCCACAUAAUAAUUUCAAAUGCAACUCAAAUAAGAUGUGCAAUGUGCCAUAAAAACACAACUAAAAAGUGUCGAAAAUGUGAUGUUGGAUGUCACACAAACUGUUUUGAGGCUUUCCAUUCAUAAUUUUAUUUAUAUUUAUUUUAAUUCAAUCAAUUAAAAAGUGGUAUCUGAAUUAAAUUUAUAAUUUUCUUUAAUAAAACUGAAAUCACAUCUUAUAUUAACUGAACUACAUAGUAUAUUUUUAGUGCUCCCUGGUGUGGCCA